AUGCAUCUCCAUUACCUGAUAGAAUCUGUAAGCGAUCAGUCACUCUGCGACUCAUCAGAGAAGAAGAAAUCUAGAAAAGGAAAGCAAGGAUUUGAUAAGAAGUUUGACACGGAAGGAACGUUGUGUGGCAGCGGAAAUGUUAACAAGAGUGACGGAACAGAAAAUAUCUUCUUAGAAUCGCAGGACAGAGGCUGCUGUGCUGUCAGCGACUAUGUUACCAUAAAUGAAGAUGAAAGUGUACAAGAUGAAUCUAACAGUUCUAGAGAUAAGAAACUCAAGAAAAAGAAAUUAAGACAACUUGAGCAUAAUGAUAAAAAAUUUACAGACGGAAUAAGCAGAGAAAAGGAGGAUGUGGGUGAUGUAUCUAACGGCUCAAAAGACAAGAAACACAAGCAUAAGAAAUCAAAACAACUUGAGUGCAAUGAUACAAAAAUUACAGAUGACGUUAAUGGAGAAGACGAAAACAUAGGUGAUGUACCUAACAGUGCCAAAGACCGACACAAGCAUAAGAAAUCAAAACAACUUGAGUGCAAUGAUACAAAAAUUACAGAUGAUGUUAAUGGAGAAGACGAAAACAUAGGUGAUGUACCUAACAGUGCCAAAGACCGACACAAGCAUAAGAAAUCAAAACAACUUGAGUGCAAUGAUACAAAAGGUACAGACGAAAUAGGCAAAACAACCGAAAACAUAGGUCAUGUACCUAACAGUGCCAUAGAGAAACACAAGCAUAAGAAAUCAAAACAACUUGAGCAUAAUGAUACAAAAGUUGCAAACGAAAUAAACAAAGAAAUGGAGAGAGAUGUUGUUGAUGUGUCUAUCAGUUCUGAAAAAAAGAAACAUAAGCAUAAAAAAUUGAGCCAGAAUGAGCUUAAUGAUACAGAUGCUGUGGGCAAAAUGCACAGUGAAAUGGAAGCUGUUUCCAUUGUUGAUGAAAGUGGUGGGUUAGAAAUGAAAGUCUACCUAAAUAAUGACAAGGAAUGUGUCUCCAAACAUCACAAAAAUAAAAGAGUGAAAAGAAACAGAAGUGGGUCUGAUUCAUUUCAGGAUGAAGUAGAUGGUGAUAAACUUGGUGAAUGGGAAAAUGGUAACCGUAGAGAGAAAAACAGCAAUGAAGAAUGCGUAAGUCUCGGAGAAACUGAUGAUGUGGAUAUAGAUGGUAUGGAGGAAAUGAUAAACCUGUUGGAGGAACCGGACAGUAAUAGUACAAAUGGUUCUGAGAAUUUGGAAAGCCACAAUUCAUCGAACAAAUCUAACUCUAAAGCAAAGCUCAAAUCGCCAAAGAAAACUGGCACAAAGAGGAAAUUGGAAUUGAGUUUUCAGUCGGAUUCUGGUAAAGGUUGUCAUGGUAAUAAAAAACAUAAAACGGACAAGGAAAAUGCUAAAAGUGAAGAUCCUGAGACUAAGUCAACCAAAAAGGUAGUAACAAUGUCGUACCACGAUUACUUGCAGACAUUGGUUUCUACUGUGGAUUCUUGUGAUACGCCUGAUGAAAUGUCAUCAAGAUCAGACAAUUCAGAUCCCAGCAACUCGGAACAUACUGGAAGAAAGACAAAAUUAAACAAUAAAAGUAGUCCUGAAAAGCAGGAUAUUACAGAAGAUUCUGUUGUUAAUGAGAACAAAAUUGAAAAUACUGAACCGAAGUCUUGCAAUGGGAGCACCCCAUCAAUUAUGAUUUUUUUCACAAAAAAGUCUGAAAGUAAAUCAAGUGAACAGGGCGUCUCUAUGGUUAUACAAGCUGAUGUUCAUAAUGAUCCAUUGUCGUCGCCAGUUGUGAAACGGUCUAGUCAGAAAAAAGAAGUGUCUUCUGGGAAGAAGGAAGGUUCCCCAGUUACGAAAUUAUUGACAUCUUCGUCACCUGGUGUGAUAAGAAUAAGCGAUGAUAUUGAAAUUCUUAGUUCCGAGACAUACGCGGAUGAAACUUGCUGUAAAACAGAUAGUAAAGGAAAAAGAUGGUCUAGUCCAAGAAAGAAAGCUAAGCUUAAAAAGUUACAUGAAAAUGCCACUAAUGUUAACUCGGCCAUAGUGAAAAUAUCGGGUAAAUCUAAGAAAAUUAAAAACUUGAAAAAUAAAUCUUUUGCUAAGAAAAAGGAAAUUGUGGCUAAAUUUUGUGACAAAACUGAUCCUGAUGUUGAAAUAACAAAAAUUGAUGAAAAAGUUAAUCAGCAAGUUAAAAAUCACAAGAAAAAUAACAGUAAUUCCAGUGUUAAAAAAACACAGAAAGAAAAUACUGAUGGUCUAAUGCAGGGUGAAGAUAAAGAAAAACGUGAAGCCUUUCUGAAAAGUACGGGCACUGUAACGUUUCCUGCAAAGACUGCACAGGCUAAGCUAUGUUUCACCCAGUCUGGUCUUUCAGCUGAUAAAUCUAGUGUAGCUAAAACGAAUCACAAUACACGUGUGAGAAAUACUCCAUUAAGAAGUGAGAAGAAGUCAAAAAAAGUUAACAAGAUGUCCACAAGUGAAAAAUCUUGUUUGAUAACUGACAUUGUUAAUUCUGAUUUUGUGCAGUCUCUAAGUGUCAAAAGAAAGAAGAAAAACUCUAAACCAAUGACUGAUGGAGAGGUCGUAGACGUUGAAGAGAUUAAAACACCAAGCCGGAGACCUCAAAGGACCAAGUACAAAGUUUCCGGUUUCCAGUUUGAUGAUAGCAAGGAGACCCCUAUAAAAAUAAAAAUAAGGUAUUACAAAUCUCCUGGUGACGAAGAGAGUAAUUUCACUCCCAAAUGUUUGAAAUCGAAGGAUAAAAAGAUGGAAGCAAGACUGGCUAAAGCACAGGAGCUACUCCAUAGGGCAAAGAAACACAAGCGCAAGAGAAAGCUGUCAUCUUCAGGAAAACCAAAGACUAAGAAGACUAAAAAGAAGAAAAAACACAGUAGAGAGCGUCUGGAGGAAGUCGCCAGUAAUGACGAAAGUGGUCGGCGGAGAAGUCGGCGGUUGGCUGCUCAUGCAAACCAGAGUCUGGAGGAAUCGGUCAUCGAGAUUGACGAGGAAGAGGUUACAGAGGUUCGGUCAAAAACCAAGUCAAAGCUAUCCACGAAGCCUGGAGCAAGUCCAAGAACGAAGAAAACAAAACCUUCAGGAAAACUAGCUCCAAUAUUCAUGAAAGGAGGAAAACCAGAUGAAUUUGCAAACAUACCAAAACAACCAGAAGAUCCAGAGAAAGCACGACUAAGAAAAGCUUUCCUGAUGAGCGGAAUUCCCGAAGAACUGAAGAAACAAACCACUAGCCAACCUGCAGUAGUUUACCCAGAGUUUGCUCCCUUGCCAGUUGUCAGUCAUGUACAACAAAGAGAAAAAUGUUUGGAUUCAGGUGUGGAUUUCUGGCAUUUACCGCCCGUGUCUUUGUGUCUAAGAUGGACCGGAUCCCUGGUUCACUCACACUGUAAGUGGUCUUGUCUUGGAUGGAAAUCGCUGAUGUCCAGAGCUUCCAAACGCAUAUUUGAGAAUUUUCUUGGCCAUGAUGAUAUCCCCGAAGAGGUCACAGUUAAACUGAUGGAGGAGAUGAAAGCUUUCAACAGGAAUUACCCGUUUGCCGACUUAUUUAAAGAAUUGCGAACCAAGAGACAGGAUGAUAUUAAUUUACAGAGUACUGAUGAUCAAACAAAUCUCCCAUGUCAGGAAGCUGUGACUGAGCAUGAAGUUGUCAAUGUGGAUGAUAUUGUUUGUAAGAAGAAAAAACACAAAAAGAGACGCAAGUCUUCCAGCGAUCACGAAGUAACUGUUGAAGAAAAGGAUAAACCGAAAAACAAGCUCAAACUGCUACGGGAGGCUAAAGAAGGCAGCGAAAAGUCUGAAUCAACUGCUGGCAGUGUCACUGAGUGUGUUAAACAUUGUGUUAAAGAACUAAUGUGGACUGAUCGCUACCAGCCAGGCCAUUCAUGUGAGGUCAUAGGUCACAGUAAGAAUAUCUCUAGAAUGAAAAGCUGGCUACUGGAGUGGAAACACAGAACUGACCUCGAGGAGAGAAAAAUGAGAAAGAGAAUGAUGCAACAGACUAGAGGAAAGUCUACCACCAAAGAAAAAGAGCCUGAUGCAUGGGAUAGUGAUAACAGCGAUUUUGACAUCUACUCUGAAAACAGCGAUGAUGAUGAUGAUGAUGACGACAGACUGUGUAACACAUUGCUCAUCACUGGACCCACCGGCAUCGGCAAGACAGCCACAGUGUACGCUCUAGCACAGGAACUUGGCUAUAAGGUGAUUGAAGUAAAUGCAUCGUCAUCUCGAAAUGGUAAACGUAUUCUCUCACAACUACAAGAAGCCACCCAGUCUCACCAGGUGGCUCAGAGCAAAGAGGGGACAACUAACUGGACGAACAUUACGCAGACGGACAGUGUUCAAGCUUUUCAGAAAUCUCAAGAAAAACCUGUGCCAAAAUUGCCUACAGCAUUCACCAAUUUGUUUCAAAAGGCAGCAGCCAAGAAAACCUCUCCUAUUGAAGUCAUUGACGUGGAUAAGAAAUCGAAAAAACACCCCAAGAAGUCUAAGAAAUCAAAAAAGGAGGUAGCUGACGAAGGAACUGACACGUCAAAAGAUGCCAAGAGGAAAAGAGGCCACGAUUCUCAAGAUGGAAGAAGUCCCAAAAAGGCCAAGAAAGACAACACACAGCAGUUGUUACCAUCGAGAAUUCACGAAGACUCCAGUCAGACAGGCUCUCUGAAUUUGUCUUCUACAACUCUGAUAUUGUUUGACGAGGUUGAUAUUUUCUUUGAUGACUUUGACAAAGGAUUUCUUCCUGCAGUCCAACACUUUAUGUUCACUGCAAAGAUCCCUAUCAUCCUAACAACAACAAACUCGAACUUCAGCCGUCAGCUACAGACGAGAUACGAACAGAUCACUUUCAAGCCGCCUUCACUGCCUGAUAUAGUGAGCCAUCUACAGACGCUGUGUCUGGCAGACAACCUGAGGUCUGAUUAUCAUGACAUCGUGGGUCUGGUUCGGUUUUAUGACGGAGAUAUCCGCAGGUGUAUGCUGGCCCUACAGUUGUGGGUGGACUCCGGAGGAGACCGGAACAGUGAGGAGCGGCCGAUCUCUACCAGUGUGAAGACCGUCAAACAAGAUACAACACUGUCGGAUAUUGCUUUGGGAGAUUCGCAGGACACACAAGAAGAAUCCCCAGUACAUCUGACUGGUUUUGAUGAAGAUGAAUCCGAGUUUGACACAGUAAAACGAUCGUCGAAGGGUAACCGCAGUAGGAUUAUUUACGAUGAUGACGCCAACUGCAACCCUUUUCCUGUUGCUCUGACGGCAAGUGAAAAGAGUGGAGAAGAUCUCCCCAAGGUACACAGGGUCAAGGUGGAGAGGUUGCUGGGAGCACUGACCACAGAGUCGGAACUUCAAGAUAGUGUGUGUCGGUACUUGCAGGGAUCCGACGUGGAGUCGUUAUGUCUCACACUGCAGAAUCUUAGAUCUUCAAACAUCGACGUACUUUAUGACAACAUUCUGCAUUUACUCCCUUUACCCAAAACACACCUCGAGCCCUGGGUUAAUGAUCCACCAAAAACAACCCGUCCUGGUAAGAAGUUUAAGAGAAUAAACAGUGAUAUUUUCGACAACGAAGAAUCUCUGGACAGUGUUGCGGAAUCGGAAGAAGAAACCAACAAAGAACCAACAUUGUGUACCAUGACCAAAGAUGAAAAGGUUUUGAAUUUAAAAUCUUUGACUUCUUUUUCCGAUUUCUAUGAAACGAUGUGUUUUAUUGACACUCUGGAAGCUGUCAGUGCUAGGAGUGACUUGGACAGUCCUGCGAUUGCCGACUCCAGCAGAGGAAGUUUGUGUUAUGGAAUGGACGCGUCUGUGGUCCAACACGAGUACUCGCAGUGGUGUACUCACUCGCUGAAUCACGAGUUACAGUCCGAGUUACAACUACGAAGUGCGAGGUCAUUUUGUAAUAGUAUUGACAAUGGUAUGACGGAGUAUAAGAAAGUUUCUGGAAUGCAUGACAUUCCAGAUUUCGUGCAUCUUCCCGUUGAAAAUGGCAGCACUCUGUUAAGAAUUCACAAAAGUUGUGGACCAAGAAUGAGCGGUGCUGUGCGGAGAGCCAAGGAGAACGUCACCUCGGUACUUCCCCUGUCACUGUACUGCCAGCCUCGAGUGGUCUCUCUCGACUACCUGCCCACGUUACGCAUCAUCACUAAAGUGGAGCAGCUCAGACAAGUGGCAAAAGCCAAACGAAGAUUUCACCACUAUUUUGACCACAUUGGCCUGACACUGAAGGAGUCCACCUUGAACGUAUUUCUGUCUACUUACUAACAUAUUCACUCAGUGUCUUGUGGUUUUAAAAAAUGUUUAUUUUAUUAUGGAAUUGACCUGACUGCAUGAAUAGACUGCAAAAUGGGAAGAUGUGGAAUUCAAAGCAUUUCACUUACUGGUAUUGACAGUCUCAGAGUCUGUCAUAUUGCUUUACAUCAGUUAAUUCAUCGUUUUAGUAUUUCUAAAUAUUUUGAAGCCAUUUUUUAAAUGUAUAUUUGUACAUUGGACAAAAGCUGUGUAUUAGUUAAAAACACUUCAGUCAAUUUAUUAUAGAAUCAACAUGGUGUAUUUUUUCUUCUUUCAAAAGCACAAGCUUUCGAUGACUGUAAAAUGUAUUUCGACCAUUGAUUUAUUUUGAUAUUUAUUGUAGGGAAUUAUAAUGUUGUAUUUCUUUGUCAUGACCAUUCUUGGCCCGGCCAUUAGAGCUGGGCGGUAUACCGUUCGGUAUCGGUAUAAUGUCAAUACCGAAUUACCGUACUGGACAAAUUUUAAAAUACUGAAAUUUCGGUACUGAAAAAUAUUUCCUGCCAUUUAGUAAAGCACUAACAAUAUAUCUAGCAAACCCAAAUGGGUUGGGUAUAAACCAGAUGAGGGCCUUGUGUAUGGAAUUUAAUAUUAUUUUGAUGAAAUUAGUGGGUAAGUCUUAACUCUGGCAUACAUUUAAAUCCAAGUAUACUUAAAAUACUGAUCAAUGACGGUAUCAGUAUUGUGUCAAUACUAAAUACUGUGUCAAUACUAAAUACUGUACCAAUACUAAAUACUGUGUCAAUACUAAAUACUGUGUCAAUACUAAAUACUGUACCGAUACCGAGGUAAAUCACCCCCACAAUACCGAUAUUAAUACAGAACCUCAAAUAUCAAUACUGCCCAGUUCUAGCAGCCAUGGUUCUUGGUUAUCAUAUUAUAUACAAGUAUUGUCUGCGUGGUCUCGCGCUCAUAUGAUGGGAUUAGUCUUCUUGUAAUGGGAACUAGCGUCUCAUUGUUCAUGGAUUAGUUUGUGUUGAAAAUAGUGAACCGUAGUCAUCAUGUUGAUCAUAUGUAUCAUUGCUAUGUAUAUAUUUUUGGAAGAGGUAUUUGUUAAUGCGUCAAAAAUCAGUCUACAUUUUUAGCUACAGUAUUUAUUUGCUCUAUUUAUCUUGAUGAAAAUAGAAUGUUUAAACAGUGAAUUGCACGAUAUUCAUUUUGCUCAGUGCAUAUUAAUGUGGAUUUUCUCUUCCAAGUUACGUUUUAUUUAUUUAUUUUUAUUAAUUUUAAUUCUUUUUGAUGUUUUGUUUUAUGUUCUCUUUGAUGUGGAGUGUUUAUCAGUUAAGAAAAUAUUAAUAGAUCUCUGAUAAUAAACAAGUUACCAGUACUUCAGUGAUGUGAGGUUUUCGCGGAAUUCCGCGUUUUCAUGACCCAAAUUCCGCAUUUUUAUAUUUUUUCCGCGAAUAAAUAAAAAUAUAAAUUUAACGGUUUUGUCCGACUUUUAAUAUUAAGCUUUUUACCGGUAUUUCCGUCUUUUAAUCAACACGGAAGUCUGUCGACUUAUCUCCCUUCCCGCACCGAACAGUAACGAGGUUUGCCGAGGUUUUCUGUUGUUAGGCAACAUUUCAUUGGUUCGUUUUAGCCAACCGUGUAUAGCAUUAGACAAUUAGCCCGCAUUUUGUGAAGCGGCAAUGGCAACACGGCGUAAAGAUAUCGUGAAGAAAUCAGAUAAAUUAAAACUUGACGUAAACAAAAAAUCCCUGGCAAUGGGAAUGGCUAGAGAAACAGGUGGAUGGUGUUCAGUUAGAAAGCGUUUUUGAGAAACUGUCGGCAAGUGGAAAAGCCUAUUGCAAAAUUUGUCAGAAGGAAAUCAAAUACGCCAACCAGGGUCUUAACACAGUGAUUUAACACACUUCAUAAAUUUGUUGUUAAGUACCAUUACAUGACCAUUUCUGUGAUCUAAAUAGGAAAAAUAGCUCCCCCCCACCGGGGCGUUGCCCCUGGACCCUUUGACAUUUGGUCACUCACAUCCCUGGUACUUACCAGAUUAUGUUCUGAGUGAAAUUAUUUACACUUUUCACAAGCCUUGGCAAGUGACAAAUGAACAUUAUUUACACUUGUCACAAGCCUUGGCAAGUGACAAAUGAACAUUAUUUACACUUGUCACAAGCCUUGGCAAGUGACAAAUGAACAUUAUUUACACUUGUCACAAGCCUUGGCAAGUGACAAAUGAACAUUAUUUACACUUGUCACAAGUCUUAGCAAGUGACAAAUGAACAUUAUUUACACUUGUCACAAGUCUUAGCAAGUGACAAAUGAACAUUAUUUCAUGAGGGAUGUAAAUUCAAUUACUGGUUCUUCUAUUUAUUAACUCGGCUAGUUUUCUCUAAAGAAAAGUAAAUUCUCUCUCUUUUUUUUUUCUUCUCUUUUUUAGGUCAGUUAAGUAUUCAUAGAGAGAGAAAUUAUCCAAGUUUUCAAAAAAUUUCAGUAUAUAUAUGGAUAUAAAAAUAUUGUAAACAACUUAACACCUAUGUUGGGUAUUGCUAUAUCUUUGUAUUUUAUUGAUGAUCACAAAUAAUUUUAAAGACCAAAGUUGUAUUUAUUCUGUUCAAAAAUGUUUUUUUUUUUUUUUUUACAAACACAAAAACAUUGUAACAACAUUUAUAUUUAUAUAUCUUGGAAGUUGGAAGCAAUAUAAAAUAACAUUUACACAGCUUGGAAGAAGAAUUCAAAUAUUUGAUAUUGAUUUUUAUUGAUGAAGAAUAUUUGUAAAAGUACUAAUGUAUAUACUUUUGUUUCCUGUAUAGUAUUCUGUAGUAAGCAAAUUUGUACAUUUAUUUUCAGUUGUGAAUAUUCUUAAUUUAUUGGUGUAUUAUUUUCAUUUUAAUAAAAAAAAAGUAUGUGCUAUGAUCAGAACUAUCUAAAAUCAUUAACACUCAUAGGGCUGAAUUUACGAAUCCUGUUUAUGUCUUACACAUGUGUAACUACAUACACUUACAAUGUUUAAACUCUUGUUUGUGUCUUACACAUGUGUAACUACAUACACUUGCAAUGUUUAAACUCCUG
Molecule: messenger RNA, 9276 nt
Organism: Gigantopelta aegis
Lineage: Eukaryota; Metazoa; Mollusca; Gastropoda; Neomphalida; Peltospiridae
Product: ATPase family AAA domain-containing protein 5-like
Exons: 18
Coding region: 1-6246 (2081 amino acids)
Cellular component (GO): nucleus
Molecular function (GO): DNA clamp unloader activity; ATP binding; ATP hydrolysis activity
Source: RefSeq, a predicted model, not a curated record